AGGCCGACUUUCCAGUACGCGGCUCGUGUGCACGAGGUAAACACGGCUCCUAUGGAAAUUUGAAUGGGAUAAUACGCGGCGAACCUCUCUCUCUCUCUUUGGUCACCAUGUACGGUUUUGUGAAUUACGCCCUCGAGCUGCUGUUUGUGGAGUCGUUCGGCAGCGAGUGGUGGGAGGCGAUAAAGAAAGAUGCGGCGGUUAAUAUGGAGGGCCAAUUCCUGGUGCGGCAGAUCUACGACGACGAGAUCACGUACAACAUUAUAUCGGCGGCCGCGAAACUGCUCGAUAUGCCGGCCAACGAGAUCCUCGAGCAGUUUGGCCGAAUGUUCUUCGAGUUCUGCCAGGACUCCGGCUAUGACAAGAUCCUGCAGGUGCUCGGGGCAACGCCCUGGGACUUUUUGCAGAAUUUGGACGCCCUUCACGACCAUUUAGGCACUUUGUACCCGGGAAUGAGGGCGCCCUCCUUCCGAUGCACCGAGAGGCCAGAAGACGGGGCGCUCAUAUUACAUUAUUACUCUGACCGACCUGGUUUGGAGCACAUCGUCAUCGGCAUCGUUAAGGCGGUGGCGGAAAAGCUGCACAACACGGACAUAGAGAUGCGGAUACUGAAGACGAAAAACGAGUGUGACCACGUGCAAUUCAUGAUAACGAACACAUCCGGCUCCGGCGUCGUCUCGAAUCCCAUGAUCGCCGAGCUGGAGACUUUGUCCGUGGAACCGAAAGUGAGCCCCAUGACGUUCUGCCAAGUUUUCCCAUUCCAUCUGAUGUUCAACAGGGACCUCGACAUCGUUCAGACCGGAUGCACCAUCACCCGCGUCAUCCCCCAAGUGUGCUCCGGUAAUUGCAAGCUGAACGACAUCCUUUGGACAGUCCGACCACACUUAGAGCUAACAUUCGAGAACAUAUUGUCGCACAUAAACACGGUGUACGUGCUGCGAACGAAGGACGGAGUGACACGAGUGAACACGUCCAAGAAGCAUCCGUAUCUGCGCCUAAAAGGACAAAUGUUGUACAUACCGGAGUCGGAUCUCGUCAUCUUCCUUUGCUACCCCAGCGUCAUGAAUUUGGACGACUUAACCAGGUGGGGACUGUACUUGAGCGACAUCCCCCUUCACGACGCCACCAGAGAUCUCGUGCUGAUGUCGGAGCGGUUCGAGGCUGAUUACAAAUUAACGGUGAACUUGGAGCUUCUUACCGAUAAAUUGCAGCAGACGUAUCGCGAGCUGGACAGCGAGAAGAAGAAGACCGACAGCCUGCUGUACUCGGUGCUGCCAGUCUCCGUGGCAAAGGAACUCCGGCAUUCGAGGCCGGUCCCAGCGAAGAAGUACGAUUGUGUGACGCUAUUGUUCUCCGGGAUCGUCGGUUUUGGGGAUUAUUGCGCGGCGCACACUGACUCCAACGGUGCAAUGAAGAUCGUCAACAUGCUCAAUCAACUGUACACAGCGUUCGACGUGUUAACCGACCCGGAGAAAUAUCCGGACGUGUACAAGGUCGAAACUGUUGGUGACAAAUACAUGGCCGUGAGCGGAUUACCGGAACCAUGUAGUUGCCAUGCACGAUGCAUCGCCCGGCUGGCGCUGGAUAUGAUGGAUCUCGCCACGGAGGAAGUGCAGAUCGAUGGCGAGCCCGUGAAAAUCACCAUCGGGAUCCAUAGCGGCGAGGUCGUAACCGGAGUAAUUGGCCACCGCAUGCCCCGUUAUUGCCUGUUCGGAAACACCGUCAAUCUGACCAGCCGGACCGAGACCACCGGCGAGCCGGGAAAAAUAAAUGUCUCCGAGGAUGCCUACAGGUACCUGUGCAUGCCUGAGAACCACGACCCGCAAUUUCUGCUGGAGUACAGAGGACCGGUGACCAUGAAGGGCAAGUCGGAGCCGAUGAACGUAUGGUUCCUGUCCAGGGAUUUCGAGCUGGCCGCGUAAAUCUGCUGCGACGGAUUCUUCAGACUCUAACGCCGGCUCUCGGCGAGCGUUCGGAUUUUUAUGGUCCCGGUACACACCGUAACGAAAAAAUUGUACGCGCGACACAGCCGAUUGUACCGCGCGCGGCGAACGUAUUUCCAACGAGAACGGGACGCGUCACACGAACCAUUCGAGAACCCCGAUUUUGUAAAUCCUACUUUCGCCGUGAACAUGAUCGACGCGUCGACUGGAUCGGGAAACUUGAAUGAAAGACGAAAGAUGUGAAAGAUCGCGGAUGUCUCGCGAAAUCAAAGCGGAAAGAGCGGGUCGGCCGGUAAAUUACCGCUCCAUGUUCGAAACCGAGAUAACGAACGGUUUUUAUCGGUAGCAUAACUGAACGCGCGACUAUUACUUCGAAAUAUAGUUCGCGAACAUCUGCAAGCGCUCGUUAUAACGGGGAACCAAUUUACAGAUUGCAUCCGCGAUGAGUUUACGUCCGAUUCGCCGACGCCGCUUUUAAGGUCGCAUCUUUCGCUUCAUCAUCCGUCCUGAUACGAUUACCAGCCAAAUCUCUCCCCGCGGCCAUUCGCGAAUGCUUUGUAGCGUUUAAUGAUCGUCCGACGACUUGCAACAGUUCGUUCGUACACGCGCGCACCGCUUACGCGGAAAAUUGGUCGACGAGAAUAGCGUGCUCGAUCCGGAACAAUCGUGCGAGGAGUCUCCGAUCUGGACGCGGUUCUUGCGCGGCGAUCCGUGCUCGCAAUAUUGUAGCAAACAACGGAAAUGUUAUCUCUUUCGAACAGGAGAGGGUAGUUUACUUGUUGAUGGAAAUUCGUCGUUUGCGAAGAAUAAAGCGUCAAUCGGAAGGUUCGGUUUAAUCAUUAGACUGCUGGUUUUUCGUUUGCAAUUUUCGUGACACUGUCUUAAUUCCAACAAUAAUUUCGUAUCUCUUAGUUUCGAGGCUUUGUGAGCCGCAAAUGCGUGAAAAUUCGCAGUCAGAAAUUAGUUUUAAUCAUUAGACUGCUGGUUCUCGUUUGCAGUUUUCGCGACACUGUUUUAAUUCCGACAGAAUUUCGUAUUUCUUAGUUUCGGAACUCUAUGAGCCGCAAAUGCAUGAAAAUUCGAAGUCAGAAUUUAAUUUUAAUCAUCAGAUUGCUGGCUUUCGCUUGCAGUUUUCGUGACACUAUUUUAAUUCCGACAGAAUUUCGUAUCUUUAAGUUUUGAAACUCUGUGAGCCGCAAAUGCGUGAAAAUUCGCAGUCAGAAAUUAAUUUUAAUCAUUAGACUGCUGGUUUUCGUUUGCAAUUUUCGUGACACUGCGUUAAUUCCAACAAUAAUUUCAUAUCUCUUAGUUUCGAAACUCUGUGAGCCGCAAAUGCGUGAAAAUUCGCAGACAAAAAUUAAUUUUAAUCAUUAGACUGCUGGUUUUCGUUUGCAAUUUUCGUGACACUGUCUUAAUUCCAACAAUAAUUUCGUAUCUCUUAGUUUCGAGGCUUUGUGAGCCGCAAAUGCGUGAAAAUUCGCAGUCAGAAAUUAGUUUUAAUCAUUAGACUGCUGGUUCUCGUUUGCAGUUUUCGCGACACUGUUUUAAUUCCGACAGAAUUUCGUAUUUCUUAGUUUCGGAACUCUAUGAGCCGCAAAUGCAUGAAAAUUCGAAGUCAGAAUUUAAUUUUAAUCAUCAGAUUGCUGGCUUUCGCUUGCAGUUUUCGUGACACUAUUUUAAUUCCGACAGAAUUUCGUAUCUUUAAGUUUUGAAACUCUGUGAGCCGCAAAUGCGUGAAAAUUCGCAGUCAGAAAUUAAUUUUAAUCAUUAGACUGCUGGUUUUCGUUUGCAAUUUUCGUGACACUGCGUUAAUUCCAACAAUAAUUUCAUAUCUCUUAGUUUCGAAACUCUGUGAGCCGCAAAUGCGUGAAAAUUCGCAGACAAAAAUUAAUUUUAAUCAUUAGACUGCUGGUUUUCGUUUGCAAUUUUCGUGACACUGUCUUAAUUCCAACAAUAAUUUCGUAUCUCUUAGUUUCGAGGCUUUGUGAGCCGCAAAUGCGUGAAAAUUCGCAGUCAGAAAUUAGUUUUAAUCAUUAGACUGCUGGUUCUCGUUUGCAGUUUUCGCGACACUGUUUUAAUUCCGACAGAAUUUCGUAUUUCUUAGUUUCGGAACUCUAUGAGCCGCAAAUGCAUGAAAAUUCGAAGUCAGAAUUUAAUUUUAAUCAUCAGAUUGCUGGCUUUCGCUUGCAGUUUUCGUGACACUAUUUUAAUUCCGACAGAAUUUCGUAUCUUUAAGUUUUGAAACUCUGUGAGCCGCAAAUGCGUGAAAAUUCGCAGUCAGAAAUUAAUUUUAAUCAUUAGACUGCUGGUUUUCGUUUGCAAUUUUCGUGACACUGUCUUAAUUCCAACAAUAAUUUCGUAUCUCUUAGUUUCGAGGCUUUGUGAGCUGCAAAUGCGUGAAAAUUCGCAGUC
Molecule: messenger RNA, 4352 nt
Organism: Megalopta genalis
Lineage: Eukaryota; Metazoa; Arthropoda; Insecta; Hymenoptera; Halictidae
Gene: Gycbeta100B
Product: guanylate cyclase soluble subunit beta-1-like
Biological process (GO): response to oxygen levels; cGMP biosynthetic process
Cellular component (GO): guanylate cyclase complex, soluble
Molecular function (GO): guanylate cyclase activity; heme binding
Source: RefSeq, a predicted model, not a curated record